AGGCACUAAAUGUUCAUGUGAAGACUGCAGUGAUAGGACUCUUAGAUGUGGAACUUGGGUGGUUUAAAACGAGUUUAGGAAUCUCAUACUCCUACUUUUAAUACAGAACAACGCAUCAAACAGUCACUGUUCACAAUCUUCUAUUCCUAGGUCAUCUCCUACAAUCGAGGAUGGUAUGGACUCUGUCUACAACUCUGAACUCACUUUUUCACCCAAACUAAACGAAGCAAGCUUGAAAUUAGCAGAAAAAGCAGCUCACAAGUGGAGAAGCCGUGCUCCAGAAAUACGGAAAUCUCGAGAAAGGGCCCUUGUUGCUGAAGCUAAUGCAGCAUUUACUUUUCAUCCAACAAUGAAUAGUAAGAGUCAAAAAAUAAUUUCAAGGAUACGCAAGCAUGACGAUCACGAUCAAGAUAAUGAAUACAAAGGAUCUAAUGUUCAGCUUUCCUAUGAGCAAGGAGAUUAUUCUUCCAACACUGUUCAUUCAUCCGAUGAAAGCAUGAAUCUUUCAUCCCGUGAACCAUCAUUCGAGACAGCAUCUGUUCAUGUUGCUCAAGAAGCUGAAAAUUUCAUUCAAGAAGUUUUAUCAUCAUGCAAAGGAGAGAUAUCUAGUGAUGAAGAAGAUGAACCAGAGCAAGAAGACAAAAGAACAGAAAAGCCAAAAGAAUUAUCCCCUGCGCAAGAGGAGUUACCUAAACCACUUCCACGUAAAAUGCUCAAUCUUCCAAGGUCAUUGCCGUAUAACAAUGCUGACUAUUUAUUUAAGAUCAGAUGUGCUAAGGAAACGGCUUUAGAUGCUAUUCGUUUGAAAAGAAUUUUCACUAUAUUAGGGCCAUAUCCUUAUUUGCGCAGAGCUCUGGUAAAAAGGGGAUGGGUUGAAAAAUUUAGUGACCAUAGUUGUCAACCAAUACUUGGUUCUCCACAAGCGAUACGGCCUAGGCCCGCCAAAAAGAAGAAAAGAGCCUCAGUUAAAAAGAAGAUUUCUGAAGUUCCAAACUCCUCUGAAAGUGAAGACUCAAGCUCAGAUUGUGAAGAUAGUGACCCAAGAAAUGACCCAGAAUUCCACCGUAUUGUGUCAAGACUUUUGAAAGAUAUUUCUCCAACUUUCAUAUGGACCAUAAAAAGAGAUGAUAUAGACUUUAAAUACCUUAACCGAGAGCAAAUAGUUAACCAUUACUGCAAAGCGUCUUCUUUUACAACAAAGAUUGGACUUUGUCAACAUCUAAGGAGUUUACCUUGGUUUGAUGCCAGUGAUCCCAAUGAAUUUUUCCCCAGGUGUUAUCAACUCUACAGCGAAGAAGACAGAGGCGAUUUUAUUGAAGAUUUUGAAAUCUGUGCCUCACUAUCCAUUCUAAAAACGUAUUGCAAACAGUAUGAGGAGAACCUUAAAAAGGAAGAACUAUCAUCAAGUCAGGCUGAAUCUGACAAAGACGAUAUCCCUGUUGUAGAUGCUGUGAACUUGGUGCCACUUUCCGCUAUCACUUUAGCUACAAAUCACCUGAAAUUUGUUAUAAGAAAAGUUCAAAACGAGUUUUUAGAUUUCCCACCUGAUCCAAAAGACGAGAUGAGUCAUUUUAAAAGAAAGCAGCUUCUUGGAUUCUCGUAUUCGUUGACAUCAAAAGAUUUUAUAUUUGGAUCUUUUGAUAAAUCCACUCAUGCUCUGGUUACAGGAAUGAUAGAAGUGUUUGAAGUGAUGAACUUAACUCAAAACAGUAUUGAUGGGCAUACCAACACUUGGAUAAUGAAACCAGGAGCUAAAUCGAGAGGGAGGGGGGUAGUGCCCCAAAACAACUUAGAUGAUAUUUUCAAACUUGCAGACAGUUCAAAAGAGGAAAAAUGGGUGAUCCAAAAGUACAUUGAGAGACCUCUUCUCGUGCAUAGUAUUAAGUUCGAUAUAAGACAAUGGUUUAUGGUCACCGAUUGGAAUCCUCUAACCUUAUACUUUUACCAGGACAGCUAUCUCCGUUUUGGUUCACGUGCUUUCACUCUUGACGAUUUUGAUCCUUGCAUACAUCUUUGUAAUAAUUCUAUCCAAAAGAAGUUCUUAUCUUCUCAGACAAAAAACGAAACUUCUUUCGCCCAAGGAAACAUGUGGACAAGUAGUGCAUUCAAAAAGUAUCUUGAUAGACAAGGUCUCCUCCACAAAUGGGACGAUACUAUAUAUCCAGGGAUGAAGAAAUCUAUACAAAUGGUGAUGAUGACGAUACAAGACAUAAUUGAGGACAGGAAAAACUCUUUUGAGCUGUAUGGUGCUGAUUUUAUGCUAGAUGAAGAGUAUAACCCGUGGCUAAUAGAAAUAAACUGUAGUCCUGCUAUGGGAGGCACUACUAAAGUCACUGAACGGCUGUGCUCUGAGGUUCUUGAUGAUUGUUGCAAAGUUAUCAUUGACAAGCGAGAAAACCGCUCAGCUUCAACAGGAAAAUGGGAAAUUAUCUACAAACAACCUCUGGUUACCGUUCCACCAUACAUCGGCGUUCAGCUUGCUCUGGAAGGAAAGUAUGUUCCCAAACCUACCCCUAUAAGAAAGAAACUACAAGCUGAAGCUGACAUCGACCGGCUUGCCAAGAAAGUGAAAUCUCCGCGUAAACCCCAACCUGAAGUGAUUGUAUCACCUCGGAAACCACACGUUCAGAAACAAGAGCUGAAAAGCAGCAAGAUAGUGGGAAUCACGGUAGCUGAUGAAACCCAGUGUAACAUGAACUACAACACACUGGUUUGCAAACACUCUAAGAAAUACGACACUGAGUUCUACACCACUGCUCUUGCUCUCAGCAAGGCACCCUCCACUGAACUCAAAACAUCAACAUCUGUCCCAUCCUCCCUGCCCGUUUCACCGACCAAGCAGGUUGAGGCGUCUAACUCCACCACAGCUCUGCCUAGCAUUCCAACAAUUGUCGCCACACAGGAGAGAUCCUCGCCACAUCUAUCCUCCCUGUCCAUCAGUCCCAUCUCGUCUACCCUACAGAACGAAGACAAGUGGACCGUUAAAAGGAAGAAGGGUCCUCCUAGUCGUGUCGUCUCCGAGUUGAUACCUCACCAAAUAAACCCUUACAGGUUGCAACAGAUCAUCAGUAGGCAGGCCAAGCCUAAACAUUUGGAUAUGCUUGCUCUUCAAAACAGGUAUUCGCAUGGUAAUGUUGGCUCAGUUGCGGUGUUAGAUGUGAAACCAAAACGUCGGACUAAAAUGGCCAUGUCAAAAAAGAAGGUAGCUAAAAUCAAGUCCCUCUCUAAAAUGUCGAGCUGUCCGCACUGCGAGACGAAGAGUCAGACAGGUAUUAUCCUGAACUUACUGAAAGCAGGAUCUCCGAACAGCUGUAAACCUAACCUUGUCACCAAGAAAACCGACCUAACCAUCCAAAACCAGAGGCCCAAGAAACACUUUCGAGUUUCGUUAAGCCAGGUGUCAACGAUGUCUCAAAGUGUUGUAGAUAUUCAGCAGACUGGAUCGUCGUUGAAGAUCGUCGGGGAACAGACUUCGAGUUAGGGUUUGUUGGGUAUCUUUAGUUUUUACAUUUUAGGUUUAACGUUAAUUAUAGAUUUAUUGUCGUUCAAGCGAUUUUAUUUUGAUGAAAAUCAGAGAGUCGACCAUGUUAUCCAAUUUGAGAUUAAAUCGUGUUAAAGUAUUUCGAUCGGUUCUGAAAGAAAUUCACGGAAUUAAUAUUGAGUUCUUCACGGUAUACAAGUAUUAUAACAAACAAGUUUGUCAUAAUAUAUAAUCAUAUAUGUUACGAUCUAUUCAAAGAUUUAAGUUUAAUUAUAUAUCACACCAUCGCAUUAUUAGAAAUUUUAAGUCAGAAGAUUGCAUACUAUUCACUUUUUAUUUAUUGAAUGUAAUAAUUCUUCUCUAAUAUGAUUAAUAAGUUAUUCUGAAAAAUUUUUAAAUUGAACUCUGAAUCAACAGUUCAUUGCAUGAAUUUUACAAACAAGGGGUAUACUAGGAAUUUAGGAGAUUAGUAUUAUCAUUACCGCCACUUGAAAGAUGAUUCGGGUAAUUUUGCUUAAAUUGAUUAAAUUAAUUUAUUCCAGGCUGGAGUUCAGUAUCAAAGCCGUAAGGUUACUUUACUUAAGUAACCUUUACUUACUUUACUUAAGCCUAGCACAUUGCUCGCCGGGUGUUAAAUUCAUUGAUACUUUGAUUUAUAGAUUAUUAAUAACGUAUUAAUAAUGGAUAACUAAGCUCUUUUGAGAAACGAAUCACUUUUAUGUACAAAGAUGUGUAAAUAUUUAAAUGAGAAAUUGUAUGUAAAUAUUAAGUUCGAAAUGAAAUGUGUAUAUAUAAAUAUAGAAAUGUACAAAGUUUUUCUUAACAAGUUACUUUAGUAACAGAGUGUUAAAACAAGUCGAUUCAUUGCAAAUUCUGAUUUGAACUGUGAUCUUAUAAUACA
This is a messenger RNA of Bolinopsis microptera, 4382 nucleotides long. RefSeq names its product tubulin monoglycylase TTLL3-like. Gene Ontology annotation, biological process: protein polyglycylation. Gene Ontology annotation, molecular function: protein-glycine ligase activity, initiating. Gene Ontology annotation, cellular component: microtubule cytoskeleton. The transcript is spliced from 3 exons. The coding region runs from base 176 to 3481 and encodes 1101 amino acids. NCBI's taxonomy places the organism in Eukaryota, Metazoa, Ctenophora, Tentaculata, Lobata, Bolinopsidae. The record is from RefSeq and is a predicted model, not a curated record.